AUGUCUAUUCCACUACAGUGUAAUUCGUCUCGGAAAGUAAAUUCUGCUGGCAUUCGUGAAAAAUGGAAAAGACCUGCUCUUUUUCCUAAUUUAUUCAAUUUUAUGAGUACUACUACUACUACUACUAAUAAUAAUAAUUGUGAAUUCGAUUUAGAUAACUCUCCACCCAAUCACCUAGGAUUUUUUCUUUCACAAAUUUUAAAUGCUUCAAAUUUCGUAACUGAACAAAUGAAUGACAAACAAGUACAAAUUGAUUUGUUACUUCUACUCCCACAAGCUCGUAUGACUCGUACAUGCCUUUUAAAAUAUCUGAAUAUGGAGGCGUCUGGUCACUUGAAGUCAUUUCAUUCUCAACAAAGACCUAACAGUCUUGUGCAUUUGGAUGCAUAUUGUAUUAUAUUAUUAUGGAUAGGUCAUGUGGUCACGGUGGCAUCUAUUUUAUCUUCAGAAGAUCAUAUGCCUUUUUGGCUAUUGUAUGCAGUUCAACUAUCGUUUUCUUCAGAUGGGUCUUCUGGAAGUGUGGGAUUUGAUUUACUCGGUGAAAAGAUAAAAAAUAUGCAGAGGACUAGUCCUGAUCCUCUGGUCUCUGCUACCCUACUGGUGUGUGCACAUUGUAUUCACGAAGCAAUUGAAUUACUGUUAAGUUAUGAGAAAGUUGAAGAAGCUUUAAUUCUGGCUCAUUUACGUUUAGAAUCAUCAUCAUCAGAAGUUGUAAUAUACACAGAAAAGUGUAUAAAACGGUUAAUUGAUCAUCGUUCAAGUUCAGUUGAUGAAAAGUCAUUCUUUUCAAUUCUAUUGAAUAUUGGAAAUAAACAAUGGCUAAAUGCUACGAAUAUUAUGAAGAGAUUGAACAACUUGGCUGGCUGGUGUUGGAUUGGUAUUAAUCUUCUUCUUCUAAAUGCACCAUCAUCUUCAAACGAUAAUGAUGAUUAUUUGUCAAAUGAAUGUCAGCGUUUAUCAUCAAUGUGUUUAACAGUUAGUUUUCGGCUAUUUCCAAAAGAACCGCUGUUUCCUAAUCGUUGGUAUGAAGCAUUUUCACGCCUUCUUUCGUCGUCGUCAUCAUUAUUGUCAUCAGAAACUACACCUUGUCCGGGUGUAAUAUGCAGUUUAAUGUUAUAA
Messenger RNA from Trichobilharzia szidati, 1119 nucleotides. Lineage: Eukaryota; Metazoa; Platyhelminthes; Trematoda; Strigeidida; Schistosomatidae. The record is from the annotation of a GenBank genome assembly.